Messenger RNA from Paraglomus brasilianum, 807 nucleotides. The record is from the annotation of a GenBank genome assembly. NCBI's taxonomy places the organism in Eukaryota, Fungi, Glomeromycota, Glomeromycetes, Paraglomerales, Paraglomeraceae.
AUGGACGUGCGCAGAAUAUUGUUAGUAGGACUCGGUAAUCAUACUCAUCCUAACACUCGUCACAGUGUGGGUUUCCUGGCAGUGGAUUACAUAGCAGAACAAUUAGGACUUAAGUGGACUCGUGAUAAAAAUUAUAUUGCCAACGUUGCAUCUACUACAUUAUCAAUUGAUCUUCCGCGAACAAAACAAAAAAAGCAAAAGGAGAAGAAAGCUGUUCGAAUAAAGGAUUUGCAAGAGAGUAACAAAAAAGUUGAUAACAAUGAUAUUGAGAACAUAGCAUUGGACGAUAAUGAUACGAAGGAGAAUCAUGAAAAUAAGAAUGAGAAUAAAAGUGGGAGUGAGAAUGGGUUGAUCGGGGUAAAAACCAAAAAAAGAGACAUAGAGCAGCCGAGAGUCGAACCUAUCAGAUUGGAGAUGACUCUGAUGAAGCCUGGUUUACUGAUGAAUCUAAGUGGGAAAUCCGUUGGCAAAGCAGUGAGGAACCUCCACAUUUCACCAUCGAAUAUCAUCGUAAUACAUGACGAUAUGCAGCGAGAACUUGGAAAAAUCAGUCCCAAGUUCGGGGGAAGUGCCAACGGACACAAUGGAAUAAAAUCAAUAAUAGAAUGUUUGCGUACGGAUCAAUUCCAUAGGUUACGGAUAGGCAUUGGCAGACCACCAAGUCAUAUUGAUGAUCGCUCACAUGCGGUUGUGUCCUCAUACGUACUGCGGGCAUUCACUCGUGCAGAGAAGGACAUGUUAUUGAAUGAAGUAUUCCCGAAGAGCAAAGAUGAAGUCAUAAGACUCUGUACAACUGGGACAAAAUGA